This is a messenger RNA of Cercospora beticola, 1083 nucleotides long. RefSeq lists its product as uncharacterized. Lineage: Eukaryota; Fungi; Ascomycota; Dothideomycetes; Mycosphaerellales; Mycosphaerellaceae. The record is from RefSeq and is a predicted model, not a curated record.
AUGACAAGGUUUCAUUCGUUCUUGUUCGCGGUAACGGCCACAAUAGCCUCGACGACCCUAGCGACAACACCUACGAAUUCAAACGAACACGACCCAGACGGAUAUGUGGAUGACGAUGUCCCAGCGUAUAUCGAAUUGACUACAGUCUGGAAAAUGGUAACGGCGCUGUACCCAUCCGGAGGAAGCUAUGAUGGGGCCCCAGCCAUGACAUCUCAGUACAACUCAGCGGGCCAGCCUGAGGGAGAAUGCGCUUCGUGCAGACCCGUGCCGAUCGUGCAAACCAUGUACAAGCAGGACUCGCUCCUUCUUCCCCCAAAGCCGACGAUAACAGAAGCAGCUGGGCCAACACUGGUCUGCCGCUGUGACGGACCUGUAGGACUGAAACCAGAGACUCCUCCUCUACCUGUCCCGGCCACAGUGAUCGACUAUAAUCCCCCACGGGCCUACCCCUCCGUCUCAAAUAAUGCUUCAACAUCGAACACGUCAACAGGUCUGCCAGCUGCGGAGAUUGUGCAAACCAUGCAUUCUCAGGGCUCUUUACAAAAGCCUGAUGCUCCAUCCCCAAGCUGUUCAUGCUACACGUCUUAUCCUACUUAUUAUUCGCCUCGAAUAGAGAGCACCGGCACUGGCCUCGAUCAGCCCAUUUACUCUCCCAAAGCUCCGCAUAUCGAAAACCCGCACCCCACACUCGAGGCACCACAGACGACGAUUACCAUUGUGCCACCAAGUGUCCAUGUCGAGCGACCAGCGGAAUCACUGGUUGGACCAGGACAGGGAAACGAAGAGGGCAGCACUCCUACGAUGACGGUAGAUGCAACACUGUUCAGUCCCAGAACGCAUGUCACGCAGACAGGGUUGGAUGUUCCAACGGGGCUGCACGUUCCAACAGGAGUACCGGAUGCAGGGAGCACAUUGGUAACCUCCACUUCGAGUCCUGGCUCUAGUGGCGGGCGCGAUGAUGAGGAGAGAUCUGGGCAGUCCUCCGUAAUAGCGGCUCCACAGCAGACAGGAAGCGCUGGCGAAAAAUUAGCUGUAUCGGUUUUCUGUCUAGGAGCAGCGUUUCUGAUGGUUGCAGCGUUCUAG